Schistosoma spindalis is the source of this 3722-nucleotide messenger RNA. The record is from the annotation of a GenBank genome assembly. Lineage: Eukaryota; Metazoa; Platyhelminthes; Trematoda; Strigeidida; Schistosomatidae.
AACCUUGGUUGCAAGUUUGUGGUGAUUUCAAAUCAUCGCGUGGUUUAUUAUCUAUGGCAUCUAUAUCUCUAUUAAAUCCGAAAGCAGAGUUCGCAAAGGCUCAGCAUGCAUUCAGUAUCAAUUUGGCCGCUGCAAGAGGACUCUACGACGUUUUGAAAACUAAUCUUGGCCCUAAGGGGACCAUGAAAAUGCUUGUUUCAGGUGCAGGCGAUAUCAAGAUUACCAAAGACGGUAACGUUUUGCUUCACGAAAUGCAAAUACAACAUCCUACUGCGAGUUUGAUUGCGCGUGUAGCAACCGCUCAAGAUGAUAUGACAGGUGAUGGGACAACUUCAAAUGUCCUUCUGAUUGCUGAAUUACUGAAGCAGGCAGAUGUUCAUACUUCUGAAGGACUUCACCCACGUUUGAUCACAGAAGGUUUCGAUAUCGCUGCAAACAAAUGUCUGGAUAUACUGUCCAAGUGUCGGAUCGAUUGCCCGUCAGAAAUGCCAGAUAGGAGCACACUCAUAUUCGUUGCAGCGACAUCCCUCAAUACAAAAGUCCAUUCUGAUUUGGCUAACCUCCUAACUGAGCAUGUUGUAGAUGCAGUAUUAUCAAUCCGGCGACCAAACGAACCUUUAGACUUGCAUCGGGUCGAACUGAUGCAAAUGCAACACAGAACAGAUAUGGAUACAACACUUGUAAAAGGUCUGGUAUUAGAUCAUGGGGGUAGACACCCAGACAUGCCUAAACGUGUAACUAAUGCAUUUAUUUUGACUUGUAACGUCUCCUUCGAAUACGAAAAAACUGAGGUGAAUUCCGGAUUCUUUUACAAGACAGCAGAAGAAAGAGCAGCUCUUGUAAAAUCUGAACGGGAGUUUAUUGACUCAAGAGUUCAGAAAGUGAUUGCUCUGAAAAGAAAAGUAUGUGGUGAGAUUAGUGGUGGUGACAAACCUGGAUUCGUAGUAAUCAAUCAAAAAGGAAUUGACCCAUUUUCGUUAGACGCCUUUGCUCGAGAAGGAAUACUCGCUCUACGUCGUGCUAAAAAACGCAAUAUGGAAAGAGUAACUCUUGCAUGUGGUGGAUAUGCGCUGAACUCAGUCGAUGAAAUGACACCUGAUUGUCUUGGACAUGCCGGCCUGGUUUAUGAAUUUGUUUUGGGCGAAGAUAAAUAUACGUUUAUCGAAGAAUGCAAAAGUCCGCAAUCAGUAACUUUGUUGAUGCGUGGGCCUAAUAAACAUACACUCAACCAAAUCAAAGAUGCGGUUAAUGACGGGCUGCGUGCUAUAAAGAACACCUUAGAAGAUGAGUGUGUCAUUCCAGGAGCAGGAGCUUUUGAAUUAGUUGCUUAUCGCGAGCUAUGCAAAUUUGCACAGUCUGUUAAGGGUCGUGCUCGUCUCGGUGUUCAGGCAUUUGCAGAUGCGUUGCUUGUUAUUCCAAAAGUUUUAGCUAGGAAUGCCGGUCAUGAUGCUCAGGAAACAAUGGUGAAAUUGCUUGAAGAAGCGACUAAGGUGGAUAAUCGUUGCAGCAAUAUUAUCCCCACACAGCUUGUAGGAAUUGAUCUUACUACGGGGGAAGCAAUGAUUCCUGCUCAAGUUGGAGUUUAUGACAACUUCAUUGUGAAAAAGCAAAUAAUUAAUUCCUGGUAAGCUUGUUGAGUCGUAUUUCAUGUUUUGUGGAUAAACAUCUGUUUAACCAUUUUUUUUACUGAUCAGUAAUUUUAUUUUUUAAUUAUUUAAAUACUCAACGAGUUUCAACUAAAACAGUAUGCUCACUCCAUAUAGUAUUUUGAGUUGUUCACUUGUUUGCAAAAUAACUGGUCAUCGAUAGCUAGUAAAUUCAAAGUUCAGUUAUAGAUAGAUAUUUCAAAACCGGCUAAAAUUAUCUGAUCUCGCUAGAAAACAAUGGAAGUUGAAUUAUUUUCUGAAAGUUUGAAAGCUAAGAAAGAAUAGUUGUGUAGCACAUUCAUUUUGUUCUUAAGUAAAAACGCUCGAAAUACUUUCAACGGCUGUUACUCCAAAAUUUGUUUGUAGGUUGGGUUAGGGAUGUAGUGCUAGGUAAAAAUGGCAAGUCGAUUAAUGAAGUAGUAAGUCUUCAUUAAUUGUGGUGGUUGAGAAAUGCUUCACGUAUGCCCAACCACAGUCCACCUCGACGAGCAAUGUUGUCUGGUAUAGGAUUAGAUUAGAAGAAAGUUAGGAGCGAUCAAACCAGGACGUAGCACCAGUCCGUAGUCUUUGAUAGUUGUACCGAGCCAUCUUAACAGGUGUAGACUACCUGGUUUUAGUCCACGUGAUUACCGUAACCAAUGGUUAGAGGUUCUCAAUGACAUGACUCGAAAUUGAUUCUAAUGGUGCACGUGCAUCCAUUCUUUGUCUUCCCUCAAAAUAUGAGAUCUUAAAUUCCUCAUAAUCUUAUUAUUUUACUGACUCAUAUUUUCUUGAAUCGUACCUUCUAUGUCUGUUGUUUUCUUAUACCACUGAAACUAUAUAUUUACUAAGCGAUUUUCCCUAAAAAUUUAAUCUAUUUAUACCAAUGGUGUAUGACAACUGGAGCUGAUGUAACAGGUACUACGUUUAUUUUGACUCACUAACUCCUUGCAUAAAAAUGAUCCCGAUUUCAAUCCAGUUCUAGUCAUCAAAUAAUAAUCACUAUCCGUCUGAAACUAUAGUUCAACUACUUAUCCCAUCGUUAGUACUGUGAUGCUAGUUUUUAAUUCGUUAAGUAUUGUUGACACUAUCUUCGUCUGUCUCCCUAGAGAAUGAUCUCUUUGGAGAUUUUCCUACUAAAAAUACUAAAGGAAGAUGGCAAAUGGGUUGAUGAAGUAGUGAAUCUUUAUGGAAUGAGGUGAUUGAAAUGUGUACCAUAUAUACCCAACCGUCAUCUACUCCGGCGCACCUGUUAGAUGGUUUAGAAGUAGUUUGAAAGGCAGUUAGAGAUGGACAAACGAAGAUGUGAGAUUAGUCCAUGACAUCAUUGUCUGUUGGACUGGAGUGUGUUGAUAGAUUCCACUUGGAAAUCACAAUGAGUGAUUGUAGAUGUUGAGUAACAAUUGUCAGAAUCAGUGUCGCAGAUACAUCCACUUUUUGCUGAGCUUAUCAAUUGUUUUAUUACUUGAAUCCAUUCUUCACUAGUCGUUUUUAAGCCUCAUCUUUUUAUUACUGUUUGUACAACUUCGGUUGAUUCAUGUCCACAUCCCUAACAACUGACUGGAUCUUCAUAAAAUAUGUAAUUGCGCUGACCGCUGCUAAUAACUUAUUUGUAACUACGUCUUUUACCACAUUCACCUGAACCGGUCAUCCAAACAGAUAUAUUUAUCGGGCCGAUCGAUUUAAUGUAUGAAGUCAUAACAUUCGUCAAGCAAAUGUGGACCUUUUAAGCUACGGUCAUAGUCUAAUCCUCCACAAAAAUUCAAAUUGUUUACUCCUAUCUCAUCCUCAAAAGCCUUGCAGUAUACUAAUUCCUGUUUUAUUAAUCUAUACAUGUGGAUUAGACUAACAGCAAAAAGCCUUACCAUAAUACUUUGAAAAGUACACUAGCUUGCAGUUCAGUGUUUAUAUCUUUCUUUUCAGUUCUGUUAUUGCCUCCAACAUAUUGCUUGUUGACGAGAUAAUGCGAGCCGGAAUGAGUUCUCUCAAAGGUUAAAUUCUUGUAUUUGUGAAUUCAUUAAUUAUAUUUGUUGAUGUCUAUUUGUGUUGUCCUUAAACUACUUAUCAAUUUUUAAUGCAACCUUUUCUGCAAAACUG